Molecule: messenger RNA, 2706 nt
Organism: Recurvomyces mirabilis
Lineage: Eukaryota; Fungi; Ascomycota; Dothideomycetes; Mycosphaerellales; Teratosphaeriaceae
Gene: SPC98
Product: Microtubule-nucleating Tub4p (gamma-tubulin) complex component
Exons: 2
Coding region: 1-2706 (901 amino acids)
Biological process (GO): cytoplasmic microtubule organization; microtubule nucleation; mitotic cell cycle
Cellular component (GO): gamma-tubulin complex; mitotic spindle pole body; spindle pole
Molecular function (GO): gamma-tubulin binding; microtubule minus-end binding
Source: RefSeq, a predicted model, not a curated record
AUGACAUCGACACGCGAAGAACGCUCUCUGCUCGAACGACUCGUCCCUUCACAGCUUUCCGACGAAAGUGAAGCGCAAGCAGAUCAACGCUGGGACGAAGCGAAUGAACUCGCACGGGACCUGAUCGACGCUGGACCGGACCCGAGUCUGGCGGAGGAUGUCAAUCACGCGGCGGAUCGGAUCAAGAGGCGGUUGCUGAGGGACACCAGUGAUCCGGAGCGGGCGGCGAGGUUUGGCGGGUUGUAUUCGCGGUUGUUGGCGCAGCCGGUGUUGGGGCAGAAGUGGGGGAUUUUGUGGUUCUUGGAGAGGGUGGCGGAGUAUGUGGAGGUUGGUGAGGGGGGAGGGGCUGUUGGAGGGAAAGGAGAGGAGCAUGGGGAGGAGGAUGAGGAGGGGGUGUUUGAUGAGGCGUUUGCGCGGAAUGGCUUGCCGAGGAUGCAGAGGGCGAAUGGGCUUGAAAAUCCGAAGCAAGCCCCGUUGAAGGACAGACCGAUUUCUGGACGACCGAGGGCACAGCAGACUCCUGAAGUUGAAACGGUGCCGGAGCAGACGUUUGAGAAGAAGGAGCCGUCUGAAGCGGCACUUUUACGUGACCUUCCUUUCACCCUGCAAGGACUCUCCUCCACGAACCUCUCGUUUUCGGACACGAGCUCACUCAAACUGCCAACCACAUUGCCUGUGCCACUUAUCGCCUUGUUACAUACUUUGGCUGAGCCGUCACUACUUUAUCGAUCGCUGUCCGACUUCGUGGAAUCCUCGGACGGCGGCUUGGUUGGACAGAGUCUUCGAUCAGCCAUUGGGCAGGAACUGCGCUCAUAUCUAGGCCUGGUUGCGACUCUCGAGGGCCAAAUCAGAAGAGCACUUGCGCAAUUGGACGACGGCCUACCACAAGGUGGCUUGGGCAAGGCGGGCGUGACGUUGAAAAGAUGUGUUGUGUGGACACGUGAGGCCACCUUGGGUCUACGACUAAUGAGUAUCAUUGUCGAGUCUGCCAAAGGCAAGAAAGGUGGCGAGCUGAUCAGUCUGAUACACAACCUCGCCACAUCACAUGGUGACAUGUUCGUCUACACAUUUGCGGAGCGACUAAUAGGCAACAUCACCCGGCCUUUCUACAAUAUGCUCCGAGCCUGGAUCUACGAUGGCGAGCUCGAAGAUCCUCAUACUGAGUUCUUCGUAUCGGAAAAUGCAGACUUCGAGGACUCUGGUGCGACAAGCGUAUGGGACAACAAGUAUCUGCUUAAAGAAGAAAUGAUUCCAAGUAUUGUCACUCCCGACUUUGCUCAACGCGUGUACUUGAUCGGCAAGUCGCUCAACUUCAUCCGCUACGGCUGCCAUGACGGCGCGUGGGUAGAGUCGUACAGCAAAGAUACUUCUCGCGAGCUGAAAUACGGCGACACUGCAAACUUGAGCCAAAGCAUUGAUGAAGCGUACAAGACAGUCAUGGCGCAGCUAAUCUGGCUCAUGGAGACUAAGUUCGCCCUAGCCGAGCACUUAUCUGCCCUGAAGAAAUACCUCCUCCUUGGCCAAGGUGACUUCAUCGCCCUCCUGAUGGAAAGUCUAGCCACCAACCUGGAUCGACCAGCAAAUUCGCAAUAUCGCCAUACACUCACCGCGCAACUCGAACACGCCAUUCGCAACUCUAACGCUCAAUUCGACAGCGCGGACGUACUGCGGCGUCUCGAUGCUCGAAUGCUGGAGCUCAGCCACGGAGAAAUAGGCUGGGACGUCUUCACACUCGAGUAUCGAAUUGACAGUCCGCUCGAUGUGAUCGUGACCCCCUGGGCUAGCAAACAGUAUCUAAAGAUCUUCAACUUCCUUUGGCGGGUCAAAAGGGUAGAAUUCGCCCUUUCGACAACCUGGCGACGGGUGCAGACUGGCGCACGAGGUGUUCUGAGCGCGGUAGGAGACAAAGUCGGCGUAGACUGGAAGACUGCUCGUCUCGGCUUAGCAAGAAUGGUGCAUUUCGUCAACCAAUUGCAAUAUUACAUCCUCUUCGAAGUCAUCGAGGCCUCAUGGAGUGGUCUGCAGAAGACGAUCAAGAAUCCUGCUUCUGGGACUCUCACACUCGAUACCUUAAUCGGCGCGCAUACAGCAUACCUCCGCUCCAUCACGCGGAAAGGUCUGUUGGGCGGCGCGGGCGGUGUGGACUUCACAGCGCAACUACACGAGCUACUGAAACUCAUGCUAGCAUAUAAGGAUGUCGUGGACGGGCUGUACAGUUUCAGCGUCGCAGAGUUCACGAAACGACAGGAGAUGGCAGCCAAGAUCGAGAAUCGGACAAGGGCUGGACGCUGGGGACUGACGGACGCCGACGACUUCACUUCAUCGCCCUCCUUCCCAUCGACUACAGGUCGCGGCACGCGCGCGGCGAAGACAGGAGAAAGUCUAACCGACUCCCCCAUCCCCGCUCUCCUACCUUACAACAGCGCUGGUAACGGUGCCGAAAGCGAGAAGACCAUCCUCGAAGGCCUGAGAUCGCGACUCGUAAGCUUAGAAGUCGACUUCAAGGCUCGAGUGAAUGUGCUCCUGGGCGAUCUUGCCUACCAGCCGGAUGUCGAUAUGAGGUUCUUGGGCGUGGUGAUGAACUUCAAUGGAGUGUAUAGUCCUGUCCGCAAGAGACGGCAGCAGCAGCAGCAUAGGGGUGAGAAGGACAAAACUGUGGUGCCUGGCACGAGCAGCAAGGCAGUAGCUGUUGAGGCGAAGGGAUGA